Hordeum vulgare subsp. vulgare (domesticated barley) is the source of this 1868-nucleotide messenger RNA. RefSeq names its product splicing factor U2af large subunit B. The transcript has 11 exons. Gene Ontology annotation, cellular component: commitment complex; nucleus; U2-type prespliceosome. Bases 62 to 1714 code for a protein of 550 amino acids. Gene Ontology annotation, biological process: mRNA processing. Lineage: Eukaryota; Viridiplantae; Streptophyta; Magnoliopsida; Poales; Poaceae. The record is from RefSeq and is a predicted model, not a curated record. Gene Ontology annotation, molecular function: poly-pyrimidine tract binding; pre-mRNA 3'-splice site binding.
CACCCUCUGACCCUGGACGCCGGAUCCCCAAACCCUCCCCUCCAGACCCCCUCGACGCGAGAUGGCCGACGACAACGGCGGCGGCGGCGGCGGCGGCGACCACGUCAGCGAGGGCGCUCGCCCCGAGGAUGAUACACAUACACGUGAAGAGGGAUUGUCUAAAUCCAGGGAUCGUGACAGAGAAAAAGAAAAGGACAGGGAGCGCCAUAGGGACCGUGACCGAGAUAGAGGAAGAGACAGAGAUCGGGGUCGGGACAGGGAUCUAGACAAGGAUCGGGAUAGGGACAAGGAUCGGGAUCGUCACCAAAGGCAUCACCGUGAGAAAAGGGAGCACCGAGACCGUCCUGAUGAUCACGAUCGUCACAGAAGCCGUGAUUCUGAAAGGAGAAGGGACCGUGAGAGAGAUGGACAUCACAGGCAUCGCUCUCGUUCACGGUCUCGUUCAAGGGGCAGGGAUGAUCACAGAUCUCGAUCUCAGUCAAAAAGCAAGCGAGUCAGUGGGUUUGACCUGGGACCAACAGCACAAUCUGUAGUUCCUCAGUUCCCUACUAUUCCAACCCCAAGUCAGUUACCGGGCUCUUCUAUUCCUGGAAUGUUCCCGAACAUGCUCCCUUUUGCUGUUGGACAGUUCAACCCCCUCAUCAUGCAGCCACAAGCCAUGACUCAACAGCAUAUUUUUCCUCAGGCUACUCGGCAUGCUCGGCGUGUUUAUGUCGGUGGUCUUCCCCCAUCUGCUAAUGAACAGUCUGUUGCAAUAUACUUUAAUCAAGUCAUGGCUGCUAUUGGAGGAAACACUGCUGGUCCAGGUGAUGCUGUUCUUAAUGUGUACAUAAACCAUGACAAGAAAUUCGCUUUUGUGGAGAUGAGGUCUGUGGAGGAAGCAAGCAAUGCAAUGGCACUGGAUGGCAUUUUAUUUGAAGGUGCACCAGUGAAGGUUAGGAGACCAACAGACUAUAACCCUUCUCUGGCAGCUGCCCUGGGCCCCAGCCAGCCAAGCUCCAAUUUGAAUCUUGCUGCAGUGGGCCUAACACCAGGUUCAGCAGGAGGGUUAGAAGGCCCGGACCGUAUUUUUGUGGGGGGUCUCCCCUAUUACUUCACAGAGGCUCAAGUUCGGGAGCUGCUUGAAUCAUUUGGACCUCUUCGAGGAUUUGAUCUUGUGAAGGAUAGGGAAACUGGUAACUCAAAGGGCUAUGCGUUCUGUGUGUACCAGGACCUCAAUGUCACUGACAUAGCCUGCGCUGCUCUAAAUGGUAUCAAGAUGGGAGACAAAACUCUUACGGUCAGACGAGCAAACCAGGGCUCAGCCCAACCUAGACCAGAGCAGGAAAAUAUCCUUUUGCAGGCACAGCAGCAGGUGCAGUUACAGAAACUUGUGUAUCAAGUUGGUGCACUUCCUACAAAGGUUGUAUGCCUGACCCAGGUAGUUACUGCUGAUGAAUUAAAAGAUGAUGAAGAAUAUGAGGACAUUAUGGAAGACAUGAGGUUGGAAGCUGGGAAAUAUGGUAACUUGGUGAAAGUUGUCAUCCCGCGCCCUCAUCUGAGUGGAGAGCCAGUUUCUGGAGUUGGAAAGGUGUUCUUAGAGUAUGCAGAUGUUGAUGGCUCCACCAAAGCAAAGACGGCGAUGCAUGGAAGGAAAUUUGGUGGAAACCCAGUUGUUGCGGUCUUCUACCCCGAGAACAAGUUUGCUGAAGAGGACUAUGAUGCGGCAGCAUAAAUUAUCUCUCUUUUCCAAUGCCAAUAGUGUUUUGUGUAGUUCGUUCGAUUUACAGCAACGUUUCCCCUUCUAGUUGAGCUUUCUUGUAGCCCUGGAUUUAUGCAGAGCCGCCAGUUAUUAAUAUUGGAAGAUAGAUUGCCUAAAGUUGAUCUAA